Molecule: messenger RNA, 759 nt
Organism: Aspergillus tubingensis
Lineage: Eukaryota; Fungi; Ascomycota; Eurotiomycetes; Eurotiales; Aspergillaceae
Exons: 4
Coding region: 1-759 (252 amino acids)
Source: RefSeq, a predicted model, not a curated record
AUGAUACUUCGUUCAUAUAUCACCUGGUUUGAAGACAAUGACUACAUCGGUCUAGAAGUUGCGUUCCCGGGCGGUUCUACCUGGAAAAUAGAGAGAAAGAUCAGGGAAGUCGAAGUCCUGCACACUCAAGAUGACUAUGAGGAUUUGAAUUGUACGUCACAGGCACGAGCUACGUUUGAAUGCAGCAAAGUUGCUGGAAACGGUCCACCCACAGCCCUGAUCAAGAUUCAUAUGCAAAUUCCAUUAUACAGAACUGCUACCCAGGGGCCUUCGGAAUGCGCCAAGCAGGCAGACCCUGAAAUUCCCCACCUAGCUAGUAACGAGAUUGAAGCUCUCACUAUCUUGACUCAGGCAAAAUGCUCAAGCUCCCCAUAUUUGAUUGACUCAAUGAAUCGACAGCAGACAGAUGGAUGGGUGCUUGGGGGCUAUAUCCAUUAUAUCGUGAUGGAGAUGCUCCCGGGUGUAACUGUGUGUGACCAGUAUCGUCUUAUGGAGCGCAAGGAGCGCGAUGAGCUGCGAGAAGCAUUCAAAAAGGCUUGGAUUGAAUGCGUGUCCUACGGGGUGGAACACGGGGACUCUGGCUCACAGAAUCUUAUCUGGGAUAGAGAAAGGCAGAAGUGUUAUUUGAUCGAUUUCGAGAUGUUUCAUUCCCCGACUAGCAAAUCAAGAAUCUGGCGAGAUAUGCGAUAUUUAGGAUGGCACCUUGCACGAGUUGGAGAUGACGAUAACUAUGAUGACAUGUCGACUUGGAUUUUAUAA